Messenger RNA from Lingula anatina, 1538 nucleotides. RefSeq lists its product as uncharacterized. Gene Ontology annotation, cellular component: endoplasmic reticulum. Gene Ontology annotation, molecular function: protein-folding chaperone binding; misfolded protein binding. Gene Ontology annotation, biological process: ERAD pathway. Lineage: Eukaryota; Metazoa; Brachiopoda; Lingulata; Lingulida; Lingulidae. The record is from RefSeq and is a predicted model, not a curated record.
UACUGUAUAAGAUAUAAGCGUGUCCUGUUCUCAUAACACAUGCGCGCCCCCUUCAGUCGGAUUUAUGGGAUUUCCCAGUGACGUAGCUGAUAAUCAAUACGCAUACAUAGCGUCUUCCUCUUCCUGAAUGUAAAAAGUCGUCAUAGAUUGAGCUAUGUAAAAAUAAUAACCCAAAAUGAACAACACUACUCAGGAUUAUUAUGAAAUUUUAGGAGUAAAGCCGGAUGCCUCUUUGGAGGAAAUCAAAAGAGCUUUUCGACAGUUGGCGCUGAAGUUCCACCCAGACAAAAACAAAUUAGGCUGUCAAGAUUCAACAAAGACAUUUCAGUUAAUCGGAGAGGCGUACUCCGUCCUUAAGGACCCUGAGAAGAGAGCGAGAUAUGACAGAGAAAAGAAAUUUACAUCGGGAGUGAGCGCCCAGCUGUUUACACCAGAGGAUGCGUUCGCCGUGUUUGCAGACUUUCUGUAUGGUGGGAAUAUUCCGGAGUUCUUUCGUGAGGGACUUGAGACCUUUAUUACUGUCCACGUUCCGUAUGAUAUAGCGCUCAGUGGAGGGGAGAUUGACGCCGGGGUCAAUGGUGAGACACAUCGAGUGAAAAUCGAUGGGAUCGUUGCUGGUAGUUGGACACCCAUCAUCAGUUUUACAACGAGAGAUGGCGAGAAGGUGAAUGUCAUUUUACAGGUUCAAUUUCCUGAAAAUUGGCCACCUGAACAGAAACGAAAGUAUCAGACUAUUUUCUUGUCCACGCAACUCGUAGCCAUUCUGGCACCAUCAAUAGGGACAUUCGUCAAGGAGCACCCACUGCUAAGCCUAGGAAUAGGGGUGGGGCUCGGAUUUUGCGCAGCAGCCUUGGGUUUUGUUGCAGUUAUACGUGGUGCAGCAAGACGAUGACGUAUAGAAACCUGACACAGCUGUCUGUUUGCCACAAUAGACACGCCUUCUUCAAUAGUCAUACCCGGUAUUGAUAUGUAUAUUUGUACGCGGGAGACUUAAUGCUUAGGCUCCUGUGAGAAAAACCAACAUUCUUUGCACGAGUUUAUCAUCUGCUUAUUAAACACGGUACAUAUGCCAAGUUUUGCCUACGAUAUAGUGGGCCUAUAACGCAUUGGAAGCUUGCCUAUGUAUAAUCCCGACAUUCCGCCAGGAGGCCACUACUUAUCUGUUUUUACUUCUCAUUAUUGAUGUAUUUUCUUAUUGUGUCUUUGAAUGAAUACGGAGUGUAUUAUCUCAUAACUAUUCGCUUUGGAUGAAAGAUUUGUCAUUUAAACACCCUAAUUGAAGAUUUUUGCGCAAUAUUGCCAGUUCCCUAGAAGUGUCAUUGGAAAGAACAUUUUGUAUUGUCAACGCACUGUUUAGAAGUAUGAAGAAAGGCUUUAUAAAAGCUAAACUGCUCUAAUCUGCACCAAAAUGACAAAGUUAUAUGCACUGAUCCUUCAUACUGUACUUGUGUUAUUUAUAAUUCUAUGGGUUUUUAGUACUGAUUAAUUGUUAAUUUUUAUAUGAAAAUCAUGAAAAUAAUUUACCGUCAUAAAUAUAA